GUUCAAGCUAAAAUUAGACCAGUUUUGACGGUUCGAACGUUUUUGAAGGGUGAUUAGCACGUGCGCGCUCUUUGUUUAUGUUUCGCUUGUUUUCGUUAUCCGUAAACAAAACAAGUAACAUGAACAAGUCGCGUAAUUUUAAAAAGAAAAAUCACCGGAAUCAAACGAACACCGGCCGGAAUCGUAACCUAGCGGAAAAGCUUUCCGAACUGGCAGUCGAAUCCAGCCCGUCAUCGGAAGAUUCAGAAGCGGAAAGCAACAGCAGUGAUGGCGAUGGAGGAAGCGGAUCCGAGGGCACCUCCCCAAAAGAUAAGUUCGAUCUGGGGAAGCCACCAAAGUUUCCGGUCAGUAUGUGGGAUCUGAACCAUUGUGAUCCGAAAAAGUGCUCCGGCCGGAAGCUGGCCAGACACGGACUGAUCGAAAAUCUGAGACUUGGACAGAAGUUCCCCGGUCUAGUGCUAACUCCCGUUGGUGUCAACUGUGUCAGUCCGCAGGACAAGGAAAUCAUCCAAAGUUCGGGAAUAGCCGUCGUGGAUUGUUCGUGGGCCCGGCUGGAUGAAACCCCCUUCAACAAGAUGAAAUCUCCCCAUCCGAGGUUACUUCCGUUCCUGGUCGCCGCCAAUCCGAUCAACUACGGCAAACCCUGCAAGCUGUCUUGCGUGGAGGCGAUAGCUGCUUCGAUGUACAUCACCGGUUUCAAGGACGAAGCCCUGUGGUACCUGAAUAAGUUUUCCUGGGGCCACUCGUUUGUGGAGCUGAACCAGGAACUGCUGGAUUCGUAUGCCGCCUGUGGCAGUAGUAAGGAAAUCUUAGAAGUGCAGAACAAAUAUCUGGAGAAGGCUCAAGAAGAGCAGAACAAUCGAAAGUACGAACUGGAUUUGCCUCCUAGUGAGAGCGAAGAAGACGAUGAUGAGGAUGAAAAUAAAUGAAAUUUAGCGCUA
This is a messenger RNA of Aedes albopictus (Asian tiger mosquito), 941 nucleotides long. RefSeq names its product 18S rRNA aminocarboxypropyltransferase. Gene Ontology annotation, molecular function: rRNA small subunit aminocarboxypropyltransferase activity. Gene Ontology annotation, biological process: maturation of SSU-rRNA. The record is from RefSeq and is a predicted model, not a curated record. The coding region runs from base 78 to 929 and encodes 283 amino acids. NCBI's taxonomy places the organism in Eukaryota, Metazoa, Arthropoda, Insecta, Diptera, Culicidae. The transcript is spliced from 3 exons.